GUCGUCUUUGCGUUCCUUCUUUUCCACGGGUUCUUCCAACGGUUCGGUCGGAGAUGGCCCGGUGGAGGACUUGGGCUUUUUCUCCACUUCCAGGGCAAAAGUUAAUGGUCCAACCACACAAGUCCGCGUGUUUGGUGGCUAACCCUGAGUGGCCUACAAGUAGGUAUUUAUCUGACUGAAUAUCACGGGAAAACUUUGACCUACACAGGGCAAAGGUCGAAGAGGAAUUCCUUUACCCUUGCCCUGUUAUUGUGACCUAAGAGGGAGAAAAUUGGUGGUCCCGCUGACAACCAUGACUGUCUCUAUGUGAGGAUGCAACCUACAAAAAGAGGUAGUGCAGAAUAUCUAAGUCUGUGAGUGUGUGUGCGUGUUCAAGCACAUUUUCAAAAGUGUCAUUACCACAUGGCUGGGGUUAUGCUUCACAGCACACACAUGGAGCUACGGAUGUAUGCUGGAAUCCCCUUCAUCCUAUCCCCACACGGCCAAAUGGACAAAUACAUGCUGCGACGGUUCCUGACCAGACGGGGAGGAGAAAUUGCUGAAGGCUCUGUUCCCUACACAGUGGGCAGAAAGGCAGAAGGAAUGGUGAGGUUGAUGGAAGAUGAACACCUGAGCGAGUGGGAUGGGAUGGCAACAGGAAGCAGGUCAGCAUGUAUGAUGCCGGUUAGAAAACAUGAAGAGGAGAAGAAAAAAAAUCAUAGCGAUGAUACCAUCAUAGCAGUGUGUCUCUGGGGAAGAGAGCACUCGCUGUACAGGGUGGUCUCCCAUCAUGCUCGGCUGAUCACAGACACUGCUUCCCCAUUGGCUGCCUGGCAGGCCCUCCCAUCAGCCUCACUGCAACACGCCUCUGACAACUUCAUUAUCAACCCUCUGAUGCUGUGCUGCUCUGCUAGCAACAGAAGGCUAGCGCCGGCAGAACGCACAAUGAAGUGCUGCGACGCAAAUACCAAGCAUGAACGGAAGAUACGAAGAAUAAGACAAACAAAACGUCUUAUUAAUAAUAAUAAAUAACUAUCUUAUUGUUUUACUUCUGACUGGGGAAAAUGAGAGAACAUCUUUUAUGGAUUUUGUUAAAAUGUACUGUAGACCUAUACACAUAGUAUAUCUAAUCCUGUGGCCAGUGUGCAAUGAGUGCUCUUCUCCUGUGCCGUGGGAAAUUAUCAAAUUUCACUUAAUUGGUCAAAAUAUUUUAUUAUUAUACACUGCACUGUAUCAAACUGCAUAAAUGAUUUAAGUAAAUAUUGACACGGGACUGAAAUGACGAACGAUUUUUAAAAAGUAACAAUACCUAUAAGUCUUUCCCCUAAAGCCUGAGAUUGGAGUGAGAUGAAAGUCAAGUAUAACAAGACCAGAUAUUUUAAGAGUUUAAGUUCAUAGAAAAGAACACUGAAAUAUGGAUUCUAUCCAUCCAUCCAUCCAUCCAUCCAUCCAUCCAUCCAUCAUAAAAAGUCCUGUAUUUUGGCUAUUUAGAGUUCCAUUGAGUGACUAACUCGAUCAUGGACUUAGAAUUAAAA
Molecule: messenger RNA, 1514 nt
Organism: Syngnathoides biaculeatus (alligator pipefish)
Lineage: Eukaryota; Metazoa; Chordata; Actinopteri; Syngnathiformes; Syngnathidae
Exons: 7
Coding region: 403-1011 (202 amino acids)
Source: RefSeq, a predicted model, not a curated record